AUGUUCACAACUCUACUGAACACACAGACACUUGUUGAUGUAACUCUUGCUGCUGAGGGCAAGCAUUUACAAGCCCAUAAGGUGGUCCUAUCUGCUUGCAGUACCUAUUUUCAGGCUCUUUUUGUAGAUAAUCCUUCUCGACAUCCAAUUGUAAUCCUAAAAGAUGUAUCAUUUUCUGAUUUACGCACCAUGGUCGACUUUAUGUACUAUGGUGAAGUGAAUGUAACAGAGGAGCAAUUACCACAGGUACUCGAUACAGCUAAACUACUGAAAAUCAAGGGGCUGACUGAAAUGCCAGAUUCUACAUCUCUUACACGGUCCCAAGGUACUUCAGCUGACUUUCAGUCUCCUGGUGACUCAAUAGACUCCCAAAGGCAUUCUGCAUCACCAGCAGCAUCACCCUCUAAUAAACGCAGAAGACGCCGAAAAAGUUCAACUGGAUCAACAUCUUUAAACAUGGUGCCAGAUGAUAAUAGGAAUGAUGAAGCAGGACAGUCAGUAGACUUAAUGCGGGGGGAAUCCAUAACAUUAAGCAGUUUGCCACAGCAGAGACGCAUGAGGGAAUAUCAAGAUGAACGCAUGGAUAAUGCUCAACAGACUCCAGAUCAACACAACCUUAAUGUAGAGCCUUUAGCAAUGGACAAUAACCCCGCAGGGAUUCCGCAAGGAGGCCAAUGGAGUAUGAUGGAGCACACAUACCCCCGAUACUCCAACGCAUGCAUCGGCGGAGGCAGCCUCCAACCGGAUCCAGGAAUGUACAUCAAUAACGUUAUCAACCCGCACAUGGAUUCAGAUAUGAAUGAUUACGCUCAAGGUUUAGGCGUAACAGGCCCUUCGCCUGGUCCUAGCUGCGUCGCGGAAGCUCAAACGGCUCAAGAGGCGGUUCCACAAACUCAGCCUAAGCGUCGCCGCACAACGAAUCCACAAUCUGAAGAAAACUUCCAACGAGCGCUAGAAGCUGUCCGCUUUGGCGGCAUUGGCUUCUGCAAGGCGGCACGUAUGUUCGGGGUUAACAAUAGGACGUUAUGGCUUGAAUACAAGAAGAAGGGAUAUCCAAACAACCGACCCAGCAUCAAAAGCAGGAUAAAACGUGAACAUACCACACCACCGCCCGAACCAAAGGAGGAAGUGCCGCAGCCCGAACAACAGAUGGCGCUCAUAUGCCCCCCUCAUCCAGUUCCAGUGGGUUUUAUUGACUCACGACCGAUCGACUUCCCGCUGCAAGGUGUACCGCACAACUCGCCCUUGAAUAUUCUCGGAGUGAACUUUAAUUCGAUGCAAUAG
Molecule: messenger RNA, 1284 nt
Organism: Parnassius apollo (apollo)
Lineage: Eukaryota; Metazoa; Arthropoda; Insecta; Lepidoptera; Papilionidae
Source: the annotation of a GenBank genome assembly